This is a messenger RNA of Mytilus trossulus (common blue mussel), 1125 nucleotides long. RefSeq names its product proteasome activator complex subunit 3-like. Gene Ontology annotation, cellular component: proteasome activator complex; cytoplasm; nucleoplasm. Gene Ontology annotation, molecular function: endopeptidase activator activity. Gene Ontology annotation, biological process: regulation of proteasomal protein catabolic process; positive regulation of endopeptidase activity; regulation of G1/S transition of mitotic cell cycle. The transcript is spliced from 10 exons. The coding region runs from base 97 to 885 and encodes 262 amino acids. NCBI's taxonomy places the organism in Eukaryota, Metazoa, Mollusca, Bivalvia, Mytilida, Mytilidae. The record is from RefSeq and is a predicted model, not a curated record.
ACCUCCCCUUGAUUGACUCUUUUAAGAGAAGGCCGAAAAAGACUUUAACUUCUGGGACCGCAUUGGGCGCUCAGAAAACAUAUUUCUCAUAACAAAAUGCCAACUGAUGGUAAAAAAUCUGCAAAACAAAGGGAAGAAUUGGACAAAAAGGUUGAAGAUUUUAAGGAGAAAUUUAAAACAGAUGGAGAUCAUCUUGUACAUCAUGUCUUCCCAAGCAAAAUAUUAGAACUUGAAGAUAUAUAUCAGUCUUUACAUGUAAAAGAUGCUGCUACUUACCACACAGAUUUAAAUAUACCUGUUCCUGAUCCAGUUCUCUUCUACAACAAUGAUACAUCAGAGCCUUCUCAGCCAGACCGUAAAAGAAAGAAGUUAGAACACAAUAAUGAUGAUAAAGUAGAAGAUAUAGCAGGUACAAAAGUUCAGAUUUUACCUAAUGGACCAGUUCCUUGUAAUAAAAGAUUAGCAGUGUUAGCAGAUCAAAUAAAGCCUUAUAUACAAGAACUCAUUGACCAUGCUAACAUUUUGAAGAUGUGGAUUACACUGUUGAUACCUAAGAUAGAAGAUGGCAACAAUUUUGGUGUAUCAGUGCAGGAAGACACUCUUGGUGAAGCUAGACAAGUAGAAAGUGAAGCAGCAUCAUAUUUAGACCAAAUCUCUAGAUAUUAUAUAACUAGAGCUAAAUUAGUAUCUAAAGUAGCAAAGUACCCUCAUCUUGAUGAUUACAGACAAUCCGUGAGAGAGCUUGAUGAGAAGGAAUUUAUCAGCAUACGACUCAUUUCCUGUGAAUUACGUAACCAUUACGCAAGUCUACAUGAUAUUAUAUUGAAGAAUAUGGAAAAGAUCAAGAAACCAAAAAAUGAUAAUGCACAUCAAAACUUGUACUAAAUAUUUAUUGAUUUAGAUUGGUGCAGGACAUUUCUCUACAGUUGAAUUGUUGUUGUUUAUUUUACUAAAAUAUGUUAUUUAAAAACAUCCAGACAGAAUUUUCGAAGAAACAAAACCCCUAAAAUAUAGUGCUAUGGAAAUGAAGAUGGAAGUAAAAAAAUUAUAUUCAAUGAUUUUAAGCUUAAAAACAGAAACAGAAAUAAAUAUGUAUAUUAAAGAAAAUACUAGUUGAAAAUGAAA